AUGGAACCCCAAACCAUGCUCCCCUUGCAGAGCAGCAGCGCCGCCAAUGUCGCCGCAGCAGGGAAGAAAACCAUCGAGGAAAUGUACCAGAAGAAGACGCAGCUCGAACACAUCCUUCUCCGACCCGACACAUACGUCGGAUCCAUCGAGAAACACACGCAGACCCUUUGGGUCUACGAAAACGAUGAAAUGGUUCACCGCCCCAUAACCUACGUCCCUGGACUCUACAAAAUCUUCGACGAGAUUCUCGUCAACGCUGCCGACAACAAGCAGCGUGACCCCUCCAUGGACUCUCUCAAAGUCCUCAUUGACGCCGAACAGAACACCGUUAGCGUGUUCAAUAACGGUGAUGGCGUCCCCGUCGAGAUCCACCAGGAGGAGAAGGUUUACGUCCCUGAACUCAUCUUUGGUCACUUGCUCACUAGCAGUAACUACGAUGAUAACGUCAAGAAGACCACCGGUGGCCGUAACGGUUACGGCGCAAAGCUCACUAAUAUUUUCUCCACUGAGUUUGUCAUUGAAACUGCCGAUGGAAAGCGCCAGAAGAAGUAUAAACAGGUGUUCUCGAACAACAUGGGGAAAAAGUCUGAACCGAUGAUAACAAAAUGCAAACAAGGUGAAAACUGGACCAAGGUGACCUUCAAGCCUGACUUGGAAAAGUUCAAGAUGACUUAUCUUGAAGAAGAUGUCGUUGCUCUGAUGAAAAAGCGUGUGGUGGACAUGGCAGGGUGCCUUGGAAAGACUGUUAAGGUUGAACUUAAUGGGAGCUUGAUUCGUAUGAAAUCGUUCCGUGAUUAUGCUGAUCUAUACCUGAAAUCAGCUGAGAAAUCCAAACCAAUGCCACUUCCAAGGAUUCAUGCAAAAGUAGGUGAUAGGUGGGAGAUUUGCGUGAGUUUAAGUGAUGGACAGUUUCAGCAGGUCAGCUUUGUUAAUUCCAUUGCUACAAUCAAGGGUGGGACUCAUGUUGAUUACAUCACCAAUCAGAUUACAAGCUUUGUGAUGGGUAAAGUAAAUAAGAAGAAAAAGGAUGCCAAUGUCAAAGCUCACAAUGUGAAGAAUCAUUUGUGGGUCUUCGUCAAUGCUCUUAUUGACAACCCUGCAUUUGAUUCUCAAACUAAGGAAACUCUCACGACUAGGCAGGCUAGUUUUGGUUCCAAAUGUGAUAUUCCAGAGUCGAUGCUGAAGGAAGUUGCAAACUCUGGAAUAGUGGAUACCCUCAUGUCAUGGGCUGAUUUUAAGCAGAGCAAAGAUCUGAAGAAAACUGAUGGAACAAAGACCCAGAGAAUUCGUGGGAUUGUAAAGCUAGAAGAUGCCAACGAUGCUGGUGGAAGGAACUCUGAGAAGUGUACCUUGAUAUUGACAGAGGGGGAUUCUGCAAAGGCCCUUGCUAUGGCUGGGCUCUCUGUUGUGGGUCGAGACCAUUAUGGUGUGUUUCCCUUGAGAGGCAAAUUGCUAAAUGUACGGGAAGCCAGCAGUAAACAGAUAAUGGAGAAUGAAGAAAUUCAAAAUAUAAAGAAGAUUCUAGGACUUCAGCAAAACAAAGAGUACACAAGCGUAAAGUCUUUGAGAUAUGGCCAUUUGAUGAUUAUGGCUGAUCAGGAUUACGAUGGUUCCCACAUCAAAGGGCUAUUGAUCAACUUCAUUCAUUCCUUCUGGCCAUCACUGCUAAAAGUUCCAUCUUUUAUGGUUGAAUUUACCACUCCAAUAAUAAGGGCUUUUCAUUCAAACGGGACAAAGUUUUCAUUUUAUUCCAUGCCCGAGUAUCAAUCAUGGAGAGAAAGCUUGGGGAAUAAUGCAACUGGUUGGAAGAUAAAGUACUAUAAGGGUUUGGGUACAAGUACUCCUCAAGAAGGGAGGGAAUACUUUAGAGAUCUUAAUAAACAUAAGAAAGACUUCGUUUGGGAAGAUGACCAAGAUGGAAGUGCAAUUGAGCUGGCAUUCAGUAAGAAAAAAGCCGAAGAUAGGAAGACCUGGAUUCGUAACUUUGAGCCUGGCACAUGUCGUGAUCAUAUGGACAGAUACAUAAACUACAGGGAUUUUGUCAACAAAGAGCUUAUAUUGUUCUCCAGGGCGGAUCUUCAAAGGUCCAUUCCCUCUAUGGUUGAUGGACUUAAGCCUGGUCAAAGGAAGAUACUUUUCUGCUCAUUUAGGAAAAAGUUGUUCAAAGAAAUAAAAGUGGGUCAGUUCAUUGGUUAUGUGUCUGAGCACUCUGCUUACCACCAUGGUGAGCAAAGUCUGGCUAGCACAAUUAUUGGGAUGGCACAGGAUUUUGUGGGUAGUAACAAUAUCAAUCUUCUUAAACCAAACGGUCAAUUUGGUACUCGUAACUUGGGAGGUAAAGAUCAUGCAAGUGCUAGAUACAUCUACACUGAACUAAAUAAUAUUACUCGCUGCAUCUUCCACGAGCAGGAUGACAAUCUUCUUGAGUACUUGAACGAGGAUGGGAAGUCAAUUGAACCCAACUGGUACAUACCAGUUAUACCUUUGGUUCUUGUCAAUGGUAGUGAGGGAAUUGGGACCGGCUGGAGUUCUUACAUUCCGAAUUAUAAUCCAAGGGAAAUUAUUGCCAAUGUUAGGCGUUUGUUGAAUGGGGAGACAAUGGUGCCAAUGGAUCCAUGGUACAGGGGAUUCAAAGGAACCAUUGAGAAAAGCGCCAAGGAAGGUGGAUACAUAGUCAAUGGUACCGUAGAGGAAAUAAAUGAACAAACUUUCAGAAUCACUGAGCUGCCUAUACGUAAAUGGACUCAAGAUUACAAGCAGUUUCUUGAAUCUAUUACUGACGGGACGCCUAAUGUCAAGGAUCCUUUGAUUGAGGAUUUCAGACAGAAUGGUGAUGAUGCAGUUGUGGACAUAGAAAUCAGGUUGAAGCUGGACAAAAUAGUGGGCAUCAUGCAAGAUGGACUGCUUAAGAAAUUUAAAUUGACAAGCACUAUCAGCACAAGCAACAUGCAUCUAUUUGAUGCAGAAGGGAAAAUAAGGAAAUAUGACAAUCCGGAACAAAUUCUCGAAGAGUUCUUCCCACUUCGGCUGGAGUAUUACGAGAGAAGAAAGACACAUAUACUGGGCAAUCUUGAACGACUUUUGUUGGUGUUGUCCAACAAAGUAAGGUUUAUAUUAGGGGUUGUGAAUGGAGAAAUUGUUGUGAGCAACCGGAAAAAGGCUGAUUUGUUCAUGGAGCUGCAGCAGAAAGGUUUCACUCCCAUGCGGAGGAAAACUAAAUCUGCAGAGCCGCAAGUUGCUGGGGCAAAUGAGGAAGAGGAGCAGGAAGAUGAAAACAACACGAAGGAGCAGGAAACUGGUGGUGCCGAAGUAGCAAAACGAGGUGACUAUGAAUAUCUAUUAUCCAUGCCUAUUGGAACUUUGACCCUCGAAAGUGUUCAGAAGCUAUUAGCUGAAAAGGAUGAAAAGGAAAAGGAGUUCGAGAUUUUGAAGGCAACCCCAUCGAAGUCCAUGUGGUUGAAGGAUCUAGAUGAGCUUGAGAAGAAACUUGAUGAACAAGAUAAUAAAGAGGCAGAGGAGGAACGAAAAAGAUCAAGUCAAGCGAAUAAAAAGACAUCAAAUCGUGGUGCUUCAGAAGCUUUUACUAGAGCAGCUAAGAAGCCGCCACAACCCCGGAAGAACACUAAGAAGGCCAAAAACGUUGAGCCAGAGCACGAUAAUUCUUCCAUGGAAGUCGAGAAUGUUGCGGAAGUCACUAAGCCAAAAGGCACAGCAGGUUCUCAGAAAACUCAGAAGGAUUCUGAUGAUGAAAUUCUAUCUCUUCAAGAACGCUUAGCUGCAUAUAACUUUGGAGCAUCAUCUAGUAGUGAUCAAUCUGCAGCCAUGGAAGCUGAAGAGCCACCUGUACCUGCUGCUGGGAAGAAAGAUGUGCCAAAAAGAAGGGGUGCUCCGAGAAAGAAGGCCUCAAGUACCGUAGUGUUGGAUGUGUCUGAUAGUGAUAAUGAAGUAGUUCAUGAAGGCGAUGACGACGACGAUGACUUUGAAAUACAGCAACCGGUUGCAACAGAAGCAGGGAAAAAGAAGCCAGGGAGAAAGCCUGCUGCUCAAAAUGCUAAGAAGGCACCUGCAGCUACCAGGAAGAGAAACGUAGGUGGAAAGCAAUCUAAGACAUUGGGUCAAAAACUCCUUACUGAUAUGUUGGAACCUACAGGGAUAUCACCAGAGAAGAAGGUGAGGAAGAUGAGGGCAUCUCCAUUUAACAAGAAAAGUAGUUCUGUGCUGGGAAGGGUUGCUACUGCUGACAGAGAAGAAAAUGUGAGUGAAGACUUGUCUGGUUCUGCUUCUAACUCUUCUCCUAGCACCGAGGAUGUGGUUGAGAUUGCACCACCACCAGCAGCAAGAGCUAGGCCUCUGAGGGCCAAUCGUAGGCAAACAAGAUAUGUGUUGAGUGACUCUGAAAGUGACAAUGAUUCUGAUGGCAAUGCUUCAGAAUUUUCUGAUUUUGAGGAAGAUGAAGACUAG
Abrus precatorius (Indian licorice) is the source of this 4461-nucleotide messenger RNA. RefSeq names its product DNA topoisomerase 2. Gene Ontology annotation, biological process: resolution of meiotic recombination intermediates; DNA topological change; sister chromatid segregation. Lineage: Eukaryota; Viridiplantae; Streptophyta; Magnoliopsida; Fabales; Fabaceae. Gene Ontology annotation, molecular function: DNA topoisomerase type II (double strand cut, ATP-hydrolyzing) activity; ATP binding; DNA binding. Gene Ontology annotation, cellular component: nucleus. The record is from RefSeq and is a predicted model, not a curated record. The transcript has 19 exons. The coding region runs from base 1 to 4461 and encodes 1486 amino acids.